CGCAGAGGCCAAUUUUUGGGGGUGGCCCUAAAUAAGAGGGUGGUGGGAGGACGGGAAGCUAAGACUGGACAUGGCUCACGCCCGACCUUCCCCCAGCCGUGCCCCAGGAGGGGGACAGGGUCCCUCCACCAUGGGGGUCUGGGUUGCAGCAUCCCCAAGGCAUGGGCCAUCCCCACACACACACCAGGGAUGGACUGGACAAUCCAUCAGCUCUGGCUUGGCCAAAGAGUGGACGCUAAGGCAAAGCUGCCCAACAAUGGGCAACAAAAGGGACUCAGCCCUCACCCGGGAGGCGUCAACACUAAGGAACAUCGAAGUGUCCUACAGUGGGUUCCUUGUAGGUUCUAUGAGAAAGUCCAGGCACUGCACCAGGACCCCGAGGCCUCAGUGGACAACCCCUUGCUGGCCUUCAGCCUCAUCAAGCGCCUCCACUCUGACUGGCCCAACAUCGUCUACAGUGAUGAGGCCACCAUGAACACACAGGCACUCCAUGCUGGCCUCAGGGAGAUGGAGCAGGAGCUGCCUGGAACCGAGGACCUGGACGGGGCGGCCAGGGCACUGAUGCGGCUGCAGGACGUCUACGCACUCAGCGUCAAGGGCUUGGCCAGCGGCGUCUUCCAGAGAGCCGGGCACCCACCCCUCUACAGUCCCGGCCGGCGCGCCUCCCUCUCUGCCGACGACUGCUUCCACGUGGGAAAGGUGGCCUAUGACACAGGUGACUAUUACCACUCCAUUGCAUGGCUGGAGGAGGCAGUCAGCCUCUUCCGCCUCUCCUACGGCAGCUGGAACCUGGAGGACCGGAGCAGCCUGGAGGAUGCUCUGGACCAUCUGGCCUUCUCCUACUUCAUGGCUGGAAACGUCUCUCAUGCCUUGAGCCUCUCCAUGGAGUUUCUCCGCUACGAUCCCAGUAACCAAAGGGUGUCGAGGAACGUGGCCAAGUACAAGAAGCUGCUGGAGAUGGGGAUGGGAGCAAGUGCCAGCCCCCUGCAGCGCCCCAACAGCACCCGCCUGCAAAGCCGUGAUGCCUACGAGGAGCUGUGCCAGCGCCCCAGGGGGCAGCUGGCCCCAGAGCGGCUCCUGCACCUCAGCUGCUCCUACGAGACCAAUGGCAGCCCCUACCUCCUCCUCCAGCCUGCCAAGAAGGAGAUGGUCCGGAUCCAACCCUAUGUGGCUCUGUACCACGAUUUCAUCACCGAUGCCGAGGCUGAGACUAUCAAGGGGUUGGCAGGGCCCUGGCUGCAGAGAUCCGUGGUUGCCUCUGGGGAGAAGCAGCAGAAAGCUGAGUACCGGAUAAGCAAGAGCGCCUGGCUCAAGGACACGGCCGACCCAGUGGUGCGGGCCUUGGAUCGACGCAUCGCCGCUGUCACCGGCCUGGACCUGCGGCCACCGUACGCCGAGUACCUGCAGGUGGUCAACUACGGCUUGGGAGGCCACUACGAGCCACACUUCGACCACGCCACGUCCGUGAAGAGCCCCCUGUACAGAAUGAAGUCGGGCAACAGGAUCGCCACAAUCAUGAUCUAUCUGAGUGCUGUGGAGGCUGGAGGCUCUACUGCUUUCAUCUAUGCCAACUUCAGCGUGCCUGUGGUCAAGAAUGCGGCUCUUUUCUGGUGGAACCUGCGGAGGAACGGGAAUGGUGAUGGGGACACCCUCCAUGCCGGCUGCCCCGUCCUGGCCGGGGACAAGUGGGUGGCGAAUAAGUGGAUCCAUGAACAUGGGCAGGAGUUUCGGCGGCCGUGCAGUGCUGAUCCACAGGACUGAGCCGCCGUGGGAUCACAGAUGUGACAUCUGCAAGUGGCAAAGCCACCCCGGCACAGAAUGUCCCCAAGGACUGAGCAAGGG
Hirundo rustica (Barn swallow) is the source of this 1842-nucleotide messenger RNA. It is a transcript of the gene P4HA3, whose product is annotated as prolyl 4-hydroxylase subunit alpha 3. Gene Ontology annotation, molecular function: L-ascorbic acid binding; procollagen-proline 4-dioxygenase activity; protein binding. The record is from RefSeq and is a predicted model, not a curated record. Gene Ontology annotation, biological process: peptidyl-proline hydroxylation to 4-hydroxy-L-proline. Gene Ontology annotation, cellular component: endoplasmic reticulum. Bases 190 to 1761 code for a protein of 523 amino acids. NCBI's taxonomy places the organism in Eukaryota, Metazoa, Chordata, Aves, Passeriformes, Hirundinidae. The transcript has 12 exons.